Messenger RNA from Paramormyrops kingsleyae, 3730 nucleotides. Its product is annotated as mitogen-activated protein kinase kinase kinase 14-like. NCBI's taxonomy places the organism in Eukaryota, Metazoa, Chordata, Actinopteri, Osteoglossiformes, Mormyridae. The record is from RefSeq and is a predicted model, not a curated record. Gene Ontology annotation, biological process: canonical NF-kappaB signal transduction; protein phosphorylation. Gene Ontology annotation, molecular function: protein kinase activity; ATP binding.
CAAAUUCAUAAAUUGGCAAACGAGAUAUUUCAACACUGCGGGGCUUCAUAAACCGUUAGUGAGAGAUUUCCCUGUUCCACGGGAGUCACAUCUUAUCCAGAAUAUCGUCACGUGUGGGACAGUUGAAGGAGAAAGCAUGGCUGGGCCCAGGAUGUUCAACUCCACCACCCCCUUCAAGGAGCUGAAGGGGGGUCCAGCUGUGGAGUUUCCCUUCCAGGGGAAGAAGAUGUGCUCUGAGAUAAAGGAGGUCGGAGAGGAUUUACUGUUCGCUGAGAUCCACCCCUCGCUGAAGGUGCUGCUGACACGGGGCACUGCCAAGCAAGUGGGGGACGAAGAGCAGGGGGCAAAGGAGCUUUUCUGCAUCUCCAUCAUCGCCCAGCCUGAGAGUGAAGGACCUCUGGAGUUCAGCCCCACAAGCACAGAACACACUUACAUUAGAUCACACUUGAUUAACAAGGACAGGCCCUUUAGAGAACACAGCCUGGAAAGUGACUACUUGGCUCAGUUUGCGACGCAACUGGAGAACCAUGUGGGACCCCUGGCUCCCCAGCCCCAUCGCUCCCCGAGCAAACGGAGGAAGAGACAGCGUCGGAAAAGGCGGAGGGAACAUGUGGAGGAGUGUGAACAAGGAACGUCAUCAGGAGUGCCUGAGCAGGAGAGCAGCAGCUCUAUUAGCCAGCCUCACCCAUAUACAACAGAAUGCUCCACAAGUCCAGACCAGGAAGAUUUCCUCAUCAGCUGCUAUGACCAUGGAAGGUUCCAGAGGUCAGCUGUGCAAGAGACGGAGGGACCUGGACUGGAGUUAAUCCAGCGUGCCUGUCCUGCAUUACCUGCUGGUUUUCUGCCACACGACAUCCACCCGUGGGAUGCUAUGAGCAUCCAGGACAACUGGGCAAACUCUUUGGUCAGCAGCCUGGGUGAGUAUGAUAUAGCACUGAAGGCCCUGCAGAACACUGUGAGCCAGGAGGACCGCUGCUUCUUGGUCCCAUUCUUCAAGGCUUUGGAGAGAGAAACUGCAGAGGAAUCCCUUGAUGCAUGCAACGCAGAUAUAAAUGAGGGCUUCUUAUUCCACCCUGAGGAGCAACUCAAGCCCAAGAAUUAUGAGUUCAGGGAAGGAAGAGACUUCUCCCUGAUUAGCCACAUCCAGAGUGGCUCGUAUGGGGAUGUUUAUAGCGUGCAGGACAACAGUACCGGAUUCAAGUGUGCCGCCAAGAAGAUACCAUUGAACAACUUCAAAAGUGAGGAGGUGGGCUCGUGGAGUGUCCUGAAAUCUCCCCGUGUAGUGGAGCUAUUUGGGGCAGUGAGAGAGGGCCCAAACAUUAUCCUCUUCAUGGAUCUCAAGCCAAGUUCUCUAGGGCAGUUGCUAAGGGACAGAGGCCGACUGCCAGAGGAUCUUGCCCUUCAUUACCAUUCUCAGGUCCUGGAGGCCCUGCAGCACAUUCACAAGCAGCAGGUCCUGCACCUGGAUGUUAAAGUUGACAAUGUGCUUCUCUCGGAGGAUGGGAAGGACAUCUUUCUUUGUGAUUUUGGCCACUCGGAAAGGCUGGGACCCAAUGGAGAGAGCAAUAAAGCCAACCAUGGACAGAGCUUCCGGGGCACAGAGACACACAUGGCCCCUGAGGUGGUGAAAGGAGAACCUCGUUGUGCCAAGGCGGAUGUCUGGAGCAGCUGCUGCAUGCUACUGCACAUGCUCAAUGGCUGCCAUCCCUGGACCCGCUACUACUCCCACCCACUGUGCCUCAAGAUUGCAAACGAGCCCCCCCCUCUAAGGGAGAUUCCAGCCAGCUGUAAGCCAUACACCAUUGAUGUAUUCAAAGCUGGAUUACAAAAAGAGCCAAUGAAAAGGGCAUCAGCUGCAGAGCUUUUGGAGAAAGUCACCAAAGCCUUGAGAAAAUUGGGUGGACUCAGAAGCCCCAUCACAGGAGCCUACCAUGAGCCAGCAAGUAUAGAGCAUGGGUCAUCCAGAAGCUCCAGGUCAAUGUCUCCUCUCAGACGGGUGUUCUCCCUGGAGACAAGUUCAGAGCGAAUCAAAGAGUGGGUGAGUCCCUGGAGGGAGACUGCCCAGAAGGAGGAAGAAGAGUCUGAAGAGGAAGACGAAGAGGAGUUGGAAUCUGAGGAAGAUGAUGACAGAGGGUGGGAGUCCUCAGAUUGCAUUUCUGCGGAGGGCAGCCUCCGCAUCCCAGCAUGUGACUCUGGACCCUGGCGAUGGGAGCAGGUGGACAGCACCUAUACAGUGUCAGAGCAGGAACUGCAGAAACUUAGCCGAGACUUGAUCCUGGGUAGCCUAUCUCAGCCACACCCCCCAGAACUACAGGAGCAGUUGUUGUCCAGCUUGAGCAGUGACUGUACCUCUCAGAGGGACCCUGGAGAGAAGGAUUCAGGCUGGUGGUCGGUCAGCAUGGGAGAUGAUCUAAGUUCUGGUGUCUACUCAUCCUACAGUAGUCAAACUGAAGGACAGAGCUUCAAUGUUGGCUGGCUGGGCUCCUCACCUCAGCCAUCCGCACGGUGCUUUGAAGGAGUGGAUGUAUGUAUAGAGAACUUCAAUGGGCAGUGUCUUUGUAUUCGGGAGAGCCCCAAGGUGACCGUGGGACACGUCGCCACAGGAAUAAGUGAACAAAUCUCUGAGAGGGCUUUCAGCUUGGUGACACUGGAUGGCCGGUUAGUGCCCCAUGACCAGGUUUUGCCUAAAACGGGCUUACAGAUGCGCUGUGUCCAUGCGCCCAGAAGCAGUACUGCCUGGACCUGGAGGGUCUGUGAGGGAAUGCUGGAUACACGGGAGUGAACCCACCAUCCAGUCACACUCUCCCAUUUACGUCUACAGUACACCUCUGCCUUCAUCAUGAGCCACUGUUUAACCUUUUACCAUGGAUUCUUAUCACUUUCCGCUUUCAGUGAAUUCAAAUGUAGCACUCUAAUGUGUCAACUACACAGAGCAUUUUGAAAAUUGCUUUUUAUAAGAAAAAAGAAAAAUUGAGCACUGUGUCACCUUGACCAAGCAGACUUUGGAAAACAAAGAUGAAAUUGUUUUGACCUUUGCACUUUUGCCACUAUGGACACAAAAACUAGCCACUGUGUUAAAGCUCUGUGUCCCGUUCCAGUUCUUUCAGAAUUUUUCACACAGCACAGGAGAUUCAUGUAAAUGUUCUGCUUUUUGGAAUGACUGUGGCUUUUUUUACAAUGGUAUUUGUGCCAUUAAUGUCUUCUACUUUUCCAAGCACACAGGCAUUAUAUGAGACUCAGUUUAUCAUAUUAGAUCUGAAGGGAUGGAUCAAACCACUUGGGGGUCAUAAGACCUUUCUAACCCUAACCCUAACCCAAAUAACCAAUUAACUUAGAGAAUUCUGAACAUGUGGUUUAUACCUCAAGCAAGAUCAUAAUAUAUAAAUGAGUGCACACCACAUCCAAAUAAGUCAAACUUAGUUUGACAAAUCUAUUUUUAAAAGUUUAUUUAAAUGUUUGGCAUUCUUGGGUUUAUGCACUGUCUGUGAGUUGCCAAGUAGAAUGUUGUAUUAAUUUUACAUUGUUAAUGGUAUAUGAAAGUAGCAUGUUACCUACCAUUAAACUGAACUAUUUUUUGUUUCAUUUUAGUUUUUUUAAUGUCAGGGAAAUACUUGUAAUUUGUGCAAUAUAUCAAUUUUUCUCUUGAAUAGCUGAUCAAUGAUGUCAUAUUGUGAUGCUAGUAACAGUGUUACCAAUGUUAAAUAUGGCAAAUAAACUGUUUGUUCAUUGA